GAGGGAGGGAGGGAGGGAGGGAGAUUCUCACCUGGAACUGGAAAUUCUGCUUUCUCAAUUUUUUUGGAAAAAGAAAAAUCUUGGGCAUUACUAAAUUGCUCCUCUGUUCCUAUAAAAAGUCCCUGUGGAGUUUUUGUAGAAUCACAGAGAUUCGUGACGAUGAAUAAUACAUCAACCUCGCAAUCCAGUGGAGACUGUGAGUCUGGUUGGACUGUCGCGCUGGAGCAAUGGCAGGGAGAAGAGCACAAGAACUACACUUACACGAGGUCGAGAAGAGGCAAAACCGAGAAGGAAGGAGAGGAGAAUUCGUCCAUGGUCUCUGACGCGUCCUCCGGUCCUCCGUUCUAUGAAGUCGAGGAGGACUCAUACAACGAGAACGAGCGCUCUUCGUUCGGCCCUGGCUCGAGAAAGCUCAGUUUCGGUGGUGGCAAGAAGAAGGAGAAGGCGAAAGAGCACGGGAGAGAGGAGCAGCCGCAGCAUUUGUGCUAUGAGGACACUGCAACCUCCAUUCCAAUGAGCUUCAGCAAGAAGAAAUAUUCUCAAAUGGACAAUGAUGCAGCCAAGGCAAAGGGUAAAUCUGAGCUGGAGAAGCACCACCAUGAGAAAGCUGCUUCCGAGACAAAGGGAGGUUUGAAAGGCAAGUUUUGGUAAUACAAUGGUGUGACCUGUCUCGAUGUAAAGAGGAUGCUCAACCUGAGAGAAGAUUGUGUCUACCUUUUCUCUCUUUAUCCGAACUUCUUUUUCUUUCCAACCUUUGACCUUCGGUGCAGGGGAAACCACCUGGGGCAAAUAAAAUAUCUUUGUAUGGUUGCUUUCUAGGUGUCCAAAAAGCCACAUUCAUCAGGCAGCCGCUAGUUCUGUAUCUAAGGAAUUCUUCUGUGGUUCUUUCGUAUUAUGCAAAAACAAAAAUUUGCGGACCUGUAAUUAUAAUAUUGUAUCCUGAUUAGCAAGGGCGUUGCCCAUGCCUGA
This is a messenger RNA of Eucalyptus grandis, 969 nucleotides long. Its product is annotated as protein SOB FIVE-LIKE 6. Lineage: Eukaryota; Viridiplantae; Streptophyta; Magnoliopsida; Myrtales; Myrtaceae. Gene Ontology annotation, biological process: cytokinin biosynthetic process. The record is from RefSeq and is a predicted model, not a curated record. The transcript is spliced from 4 exons. The coding region runs from base 160 to 651 and encodes 163 amino acids.